CCCUGUCAACAAAAAAUACAAGAUUUUCCACUUAAACAAACACUGAUUAAUACGUCUAAUACAAUUAUUCAGCGAAAAUGACAACAAUUUUAAAUGCAGAAAUCUCUCUUCCUAUUGAGAUUUUAGCAUGUGUUAUUAACGGAAGGAUAGAAGGCGAAGAAUCUGAGCAAAAGUGGAAGGCUUUUUGCCCACCCCCUCUCACUGAUUUGCAAAAUGUUGAACAUAAUAAAAUCAGUCUAAAUGAUCUCAAAUGUGAAGAUAUAACACUCACAACUACUUUGUCUUCAAAAUGCAUGAAGCUGACCUUCAGUCGUUUACACUUUUACACUGUAAAUGCUAAACACAAAUGUCAUAUUGGCAUUCACCAAAUUGAAACCUUGAAGCAGAAUUCAGAAACCAAUGAAAAUGCUGUAAAACCUCAUAAUAUUGCCGCGUGCAGUGCAAGUGUUGAUACUGAAACAAUUCAGGUGGAAGCUUUGAAGGAUGACGAAGUGCAGAAAGAAAAUGUUAAACGCAAAAGAGGCAGACCAAAAAAGGGAACGGAAACCACUGGCAGUAAAAGGCCGGAUGCUAUUGAAAGAAUAAAUUCCCAAACAAACUUCCAAAAUGGAUAUACACUGAGAGGAAGGAAAUUAAAUGAUAAAAUCAUGAAAGCAGAACAUGGCGUACAUGAUUCUGAUGAAAGUGAUACUGAACUUUACGCCACAGCUCAAAGUGAAAAUGAAUUAGACAAUGAUGACAAUUGGUCAGAGAGCACAAAGGAAAACUAUCUGUAUAAGAAGCUUAAGGCUGAAGAAGAGCUUCCGUAUAGAAGAAACAAAGAAGUAAUUUGUAAAUUAUGCAGCAAGAUGUUCUGUGAUAAAAAUGGUUUGUUUGUGCAUGUUAAACGUUUACAUUCAAAACACAAUGACUAUGAAGAAUACAUUAAUGACUUGGAACAACUGGUCUUCGUAAAAUGCUUUAAAUGUAAUUAUCUGUGUACAGACAAUAUCAAACUUAUGUUUCAUGAGUUGAAAGAACACUCAGAUGCAGAGUUUAGCUGUAAACUAUGUGAUGAAAACUUUGAAUCUGGUAGAGAAAUGCAGCAACAUUUAAAAGCUUUUCACAUGAGGGAUGAUGAGAGAAACUUUACAUGCGAACUUUGUUCAGCAAGAUUUAAGUCGAAAGGGUCACUUAAACAACAUUUGGACUCUGUGCAUAAAAUGAGCAGGGCAUUUAAAUGUAAGACUUGUGAAAAAUCUUUCUUCACAAACUCACAGUUAAACAGACAUCUGAAAAUUCAUGAGGUUGACAGAAAAAAAACGUACCAAUGUGAUACUUGUAAGAAAGAGUUUCUGCACAGAUACAAUCUUAAUCGGCAUAUAGAAACUGUGCAUGCAUCACAAUCUGAAAAAUGGCAUUGUUCCUACUGUGGUAAAGGUUUUGGAGCCAAACUUAGCAUGAUUUCACAUGUAAAAGUGGUGCAUUUUAACAUGUAUCCAUAUGAAUGCAGAGUUUGCAAAGAACAUUUUCUUAAGUAUACAUCACUUUUUGAUCAUUUAUCAACCGUCCAUGGACAAAACAUUGUCAACAUUAAGCAGCCAGCAAAGCACUCUAUCUACAACAGAUCAGAUGAUGAAAAACAUUAUUGUUCAUAUUGUAGUAAAGAAUUCUUGCACAAAAUAAGACUGAUUGAACAUAUGCACACAGACCACUCAGAAGCGUUUCCAUGCAAGUGUGAACCAUGCAACCAAGGCUUUCUUAAAAGAGUGUUCCUUGUAAAGCACUCACUUAAAGCUCAUGGCACAUUGCUCACCUAUGAUGACAAUCUUGAGAGCGCAGAUGAAACAUCUGAUAUUAUGAGAAUUAUUGGAACCAAGCAAACAGUUCCAAGUAGAGUUGACUCGACAACGUAUGAUGAUGGGACAUCUGCCAUUGACCAAGAUGCUAUCAAGAAUGAAGAUGAGGACAACACUCAAUACUUCAUAGCUGAAGCAGAGAGACCGGAUGAUGGGGCUGUUUUCAUUGUGGAUGACAAUGGUGAACCACAGCAUGAAGAAAAGGAAGCUGUAGGAAGUGAAGCUACAGCAGGAGAGUCCCAGGUGUUUGUUGAGGUUGCUAAUGGGGAUCAGACAUUCACGUAUAUGAUAGAGACAUCAGGACCACUGGAGGAGUCCUCUACACUCUCAGUCGCAGAGCAGCUUGCAAAUAUCCUCAUGGCGGCGGAACAAACAAUGCAGCAGGAAGACCAUCAAGAGGAAAACGAAAAUGUGAGUUAUGUUCUUCAGGAAACUGUGGAGGAACCAAUAGAUUCUUUAGUUCAAGUUAAUCAAGCACAACCAUGUGACAGAACAGGAAGUUUGUCUGAUUGUCAGUCUGAAAGUGCAGUGUUGAACCAGUCCACAGAACCUAAUUUAUAUCAAGUUAUAAGUACAGAGGGAAAUAUUCAGAUUGUGGAGGCUGUAGACAUUUCUGUUAAUUCAAAUACUUACAUGGUUCAGUAAAACGUUGUUUUAUAUCAACUUCGAUUACAUAAAUUAGACUUAGCCAGAAAGUGUUUAGAUAAAGAACCAACAUUUACAAUACAGUGACUUCAAAGCUUUUGGAAAUCAGUGAACUAUUACUUUCUAUCAUGUAUGUUGGUAUGAGAAUAGUGUUUAUUGACUGCAAAAUUAUUGAAUAUCAAUAAUAUAUUCUAUGAAAUUUGUUUACUAUUGAUGUUUUGUGUGAAAACGUGGGUAGGUUAAACAUGUUCAGUAUUCAUAAAGGUAAAC
Molecule: messenger RNA, 2753 nt
Organism: Mya arenaria
Lineage: Eukaryota; Metazoa; Mollusca; Bivalvia; Myida; Myidae
Product: zinc finger protein 320-like
Exons: 4
Coding region: 78-2483 (801 amino acids)
Source: RefSeq, a predicted model, not a curated record